Molecule: messenger RNA, 2112 nt
Organism: Fonsecaea nubica
Lineage: Eukaryota; Fungi; Ascomycota; Eurotiomycetes; Chaetothyriales; Herpotrichiellaceae
Exons: 2
Coding region: 1-2112 (703 amino acids)
Biological process (GO): regulation of cyclin-dependent protein serine/threonine kinase activity
Cellular component (GO): cyclin-dependent protein kinase holoenzyme complex; nucleus
Molecular function (GO): protein kinase binding; cyclin-dependent protein serine/threonine kinase regulator activity
Source: RefSeq, a predicted model, not a curated record
AUGGGCUUUAAAGAGGUUGCAGCCUUCUCCAAUUCCCAUCCCCCUCAAAAUGUACAAGACUCCGUCGAAAGAUGGCUCUCCCCGGUAUCGAGGGAAGAGCCAGGGCGAUUCUACAAUUUUCGACAUUCCCACGAACGGUGGGCCUUCAAUAGCUACAGCCUCAAACCGGACCUCGACCAAACUAGCAUCGCUUCUAUUGAGGAUGAUGUCAGUGUGAGCGAUUCGGCCCACGAGUCGUACUCUUCCGAGUCAUCGUCUCAGACCUCGUGGACAUCAACAACAGAUCCUGGCGACAUCUUCCAGGACGAGGAUGGCAAGGAGCCUCUCCCACCUCUAAAGAAGGUGCUCUCAAACAGUGCACUUGAACCUCCGGAGCAGCUGCUCAAAGGACUACAAGGCAAUGAUCAUGCUGCCCCUGGUAGUACCUGUUCCCUUGGCUAUGCCUACCGCAGCCUCAAGGCUCGAGUCUCAAGCCAUCUCCAACAACCUGGCCAAACUUGCCUACGAUCCCGAGGUAAUGAAGCCAGCACUGAUCCGGACGCGCAACACUGGAGUGCUCGGAGAAAUGCCUGCUCUUUCAGGAGACAAUGCCCCCCGAAGUUGAAGAGGGACACCGACGUCACGGAGCAAUUCGUGUCUCUUCUGAUCAUCUUUGCAAAGAGACUAAUCACCGCCAUAUGGCCCCUGUCUGACCGACCUCCUAUGAUGUCGGAUUGCUUCAAUGGGGCUGGUGUUUUACGUCUCGACACCUUUAUCAAAGAAACUCUUAGACGGUCCAAGACAAGCUACUCGACUUUGCAAGUCGCGUUGUACUACCUGAUACUACUGAAGUCCAGGAUGCCCCAAGGGCCGUCCAAGACUGGUUGUAGAGGCGAGCCGUUUGAGAGAUCUCAAUGUCGUGCGAUGCAAUGUGGGCGCCGCAUGUUUUUGUCGGCACUCAUGUUGGCUUCCAAGUAUUUGCAAGAUCGCAAUUACUCGGCACGCGCUUGGAGCAAGAUAUCUGGCCUACGCAGCAGUGAGAUCAACGAGAACGAAAGAGAGUAUCUCGCACAGAUCAACUAUGAUCUGCAUGUCCCGAAAGAGGCCUUUGACAAUUGGAGCAAGGUUGUUCUGAUUUUGAGCAAAUUGUCAAGCGAAGGAUCCGCGUGCCGGCCAGGCACUUUCAACACAAACUUCGGCCCUCCUGGUGGUCAUGCGAACGCCUCCUUGGCGGCUAUGAUCUCACAAGUGGGCUUGGAUGAGAACAACGACGACCUUGCCUUCUCGGAGGCGUGGUGGACAGCCCUGCUCCGAAGAAUCGAGCCGAGCAUCGUCAAAGACACGUCACAUGUGGAUGAGUUCUUGAGGACUAAUCUACCGAGUGACAAGAUGGAUGUCGUUGCGUCGCUCGCGCAUCUGAGUAAGCAAGUCAACAGACGACCUGAUAGUGCAAGUUCAGGGGCGGAUGCUGUCACUCAUGGCUUUGAUCUGAAUUUCAGCGAAGCCUUGAAAACUCGCGCCCCCGAAUCGGCCAAGGUCCAGCCUAGCCCGUCUUCUCAGACUCCCAUCCAGAUGAGUCCAGCCAAAAGUGUCGCAUUGCCCAGUCGUCCUCACCUUGGAAACCUUCCAACUCCGCAGACUACUCCUCGCAUUCCAGACCAGUAUGCAUGGGAGCGAAACUGUAGCCGGCCUUCGCUUCGCUGCUCCGCAUCGGUCGAUGCGCUGCGAAGCAUGCGGAAGCAGUGCCUCAUGAACGCGAACUUGGAACGCUGCCCACCUCCUCGACCUCAGAGCUUUGUCUUACCAUCUAUCAUCAUCGAUUUCGUCCAACUCUUCGUGGUCGUCUUGGGCACCCAGUAUCCCACCGCUGCGGAGAAAGGUGUGGACUGGCGUCAGCUCUCCACUAUCUCAAGUCCGUUCGUCGUCAGAAAGACAAUGCAAACCCGCCUCGAUAGAUUGUCUUAUGACGGAGACAAUCUCCUAUCAGCAAAGCUGUACGGAGGAACCUCAACCUCAACAACCAAACAUUCCUACCAGUUCCGAAGUGGCAGCCAUCCAUGGAUUAAUGUCGUUGUCAGCACUAACAGAAUCACCAAGCCAGAGUGUCACCCCGACACCCCGGCGGCUCGCUAG